Molecule: messenger RNA, 1404 nt
Organism: Mollisia scopiformis
Lineage: Eukaryota; Fungi; Ascomycota; Leotiomycetes; Helotiales; Mollisiaceae
Product: DUF500-domain-containing protein
Exons: 4
Coding region: 1-1404 (467 amino acids)
Molecular function (GO): phosphatidylinositol binding
Source: RefSeq, a predicted model, not a curated record
AUGGAUCCCUAUCAACAAAACCCAUCAUAUGACCCUUCCCAUCCACCUCAAGCACCAUUGGCACCACCACAGCAACAAACAGGAGGCCAAAGUCCAAAGAGAUCCGCCUUCUGGGAUAAAGCGAAGCAUGGCAGCAAAGCAACCUUCGAUAAAGCGUGGGCUGGCUUCGAAAAGCUCGGCGCUCCCGUGAACCGCUUCACGAAUAAGAUCGGAUCGGAAGCUUUCUGGCCCACGACAUUAGGACCAGAGUCUGAUAAAGCUGCUCGCAUCUUGAAGUCGUUUUGCAAAGAUGGGUUUUACAAGGAGGAACAGGGUGCGACGGCUGGACCGAAAGGAAAGCCGAAGGUCUUGGUUAAGAUUCCACAGAAGGUGAUUCAGAAUUGUGUUGGGUUGGCCAUCUUCACGGUGAUGAGGACUGGGCUUUGGGUUUCCGGUGCGGGAGGCUCGGGUGUUUUGAUUGCGAGGAAGGAAGAUGGAUCUUGGUCUCCUCCUUCCGGGAUCUUGAUUCACACUCUGGGUGUUGGAUUCAUGGCUGGUAUCGAUAUCUACGACUGUGUGGUCGUGAUCAACAACCGCAAAGCGUUGGAAGCAUUUUCCAAGCUGAGAGUCAGUCUUGGAGGCGAGCUGAGCGUUGUCGCUGGACCCGUCGGAGUUGGCGGAAUCCUCGAGUCAGAGGUCAUUAAGGAUAAGAAGCCAAUUUGGAGUUAUGUCAAGUCUCGAGGCUUGUACGGAGGUCUUCAAGUCGAUGGAACCAUCAUCGUGGAACGAAACGACGAGAACGCUAGGUUUUAUGGCGAGAGAUUACCAGUUGGACAGAUCCUGGCCGGCAACGUAAGACAUGUACCGCAAGAAGUGAGAAUGUUGAUGGAAGUCGUCAAAGCAGCGGAAGGCCGAACAGAUGUCGACAGCGGAAUGAUGGCUCAAGCAGACAUGAGCGAGCCUACUCAAGAGCAGAAAGCACAUUUCGCUGCUCCGCCGGGCUAUGAGAAUCCUCCGCCACAGCCACCGAGACCAGAAAAACAGGGUGCUUAUGCUUCAGCUCCCGCUCAGUAUGGAGAGGGAAGUGGCGCGUAUCAACAUCCCGCUAGAACGGAUUCUGGGUUCGCAGCUCCUCCACCGGGUCCACCGCCUCAUAGGACAGAGUCGGGAUUUGCUCCUCCACCAUCAGGUCCUCCUCCAAGUCAGGAGAAGCAGGAUCCUGAUGGUCCUCCCAGCCCCAUACAUUCAAAUAAUGACAAAUCCUCCCAAUCCCCGCUACACCGUCCACCCCAUCAACCCCUCAACCGACUACCCCACUCUAACAACCCUCUCCCUUCUAGCCUUCCGCUCCAACCCGCUACACUACCUAACCUUCCGCCCGCACUCCAAUAUCCCGCCAGAAAUCAUCUCUUCCUACCACCGUAA